GGAAUUCUUCAGAAUUCCCAGCUCGCUCAAUUCGUCGCCGGCGAGAAUGGAAAUAACGAGCAUGACCCAGGCCAUGCAGCUCCAUGCGCGAAUCCUCAAGUCCGGCGCAUAUGACUCCAAUCAUGGCCAAGAUUUCCACAAACUCUUCACUUUCUCAGCUCUCUCACCUUCCGGAGACUUAAACUACGCCCGCCAUAUCCUAAGGACUCUCCAUUCUCCUAACUCCUUUUACUACAACACCAUGAUUCGCGCCUAUUCCGACUCACCCGACCCGACCCACGCCUUCACCCUCUUCCUCUACAUGCAGAAUCCCGACGACGCCUCCGUCGCCGUCCCCCGGCCCGACCAUUUCACCUACCCGUUUGUGCUCAAAGCCUGCUCCAAGUCCGGUCACUCCCGCUUCGGGAAGCAAAUCCAUGGCUUGGUUUUCAAGUCCGGUGUCGGUUCUGACAGGUAUAUUAACAAUGCUCUGAUCCAUUUUUACUCGGUUUCGGGUGAGCCAAACCUUGCUUACAAGGUGUUUGAUAAAAUGCCUGACCGGGAUGUGGUUUCCUGGACGUCGAUUAUUGAUGGCUUUGUUGAUAACGACCGGCCUAUUGAGGCGAUCAGGUUGUUCUCUCACAUGAUUGAGAAUGGAAUUGAACCGAAUGAAGUUACGGUAGCUUCUGUGCUCAGAGCCUGUGCUGACACUGGAGCUUUGAACACUGGGAAAAGAAUCCACAGCUUUGUGAAGGAAAAGAGUUUUAGUUCUAAUGCUAACGUGAGUACUGCUCUGAUUGACAUGUAUGCGAAAUGCGGAUGCAUAGAUGGGGCAUUGCAAGUUUUUGAUGAAACUAUGGAUAAAGAUGUGUAUGUAUGGACAGCAAUUAUUGCUGGUCUUGCUAGUCAUGGGCUAUGCAUGAAGGCUAUUGAGUUUUUCGAAAAUAUGAAGAAAUCUGAUGUAAAGAUGGAUGAAAGAGCAAUAACAGCUGUUCUAUCAGCCUAUAGAAACGCUGGUUUAGUUAGUGAAGGCUUGUCGUUUUUCAGGAGAUUGAAGAAACAUAAGAUAAGGCCGACGAUUCAGCAUUAUGGAUGCGUUGUGGACAUGCUCACUCGAGCUGGACGUCUAAAAGAUGCUGAGGAGUUUAUUAGAAAGAUGCCAAUUGAGCCAGAUGCUGUGUUAUGGAGGACACUGAUAUGGGGUUGUAAAAUCCUUGGAGACGUGGAGAGGAGUGAGUGUUUAGUGAGAGAGCUUGAGCUUUUGAAUAUGGACUCGAGGGACACAGGAAGCUAUGUGCUUCUUGAGAAUUUGUAUGCAGCAACCGGGAAAUGGGAGGAGAAGGCCAAAACAAGAGAACUGAUGUAUCAGAGAGGGCUAAUGAAGCCCCCGGCAUGUAGUAGGAUUGAAAUAGACGGGGUGGUUCACGAAUUCACAGCAGGGGACUCUAGACACGAUGAAGCCACAACUGUUUAUGAAAAACUGGAAGAGGUAGAGGAGAGGCUGAGAGGGGAAGGGUACAAUCCAAUAGUUUCUGAGGUGCUACUUGAAAUUGAUGACGACGAGAAAGCAUCUCAGUUGCUUCACCACAGCGAGAAACUUGCAGUUUCGUUUGGACUUGUGAAAUCAAGUCCAGGGUCUGUCAUAAGGAUUGUGAAGAACUUGAGGUCUUGUGAGGACUGCCAUUCUUUCAUGAAACUAAUCUCCAAGGUAUACCAGAGGGAUAUCAUUGUAAGAGAUAGGAUUCGUUUCCAUCAUUUUAGUGGUGGGAACUGCUCUUGUGGUGAUCGUUGGUAAUGGCUUUGUACUUUUGAUGAGAGUGGAUUAGAGUUUUUUUUUUUUAAAAAAAAAAUUUUUAAAAAUCUUGGAACUAGCAUUGGCUGUUGACCUGUGUUGGGCGGAGGCUGGUGAAGGGCCAAGUCACUAGGGGGAUUGUGAUGGUAUAUAAGGAAAUAAAGUUGCGCUUUUGCUAUGAGAUAACUUUUGGUAUAGUGGUAAACGCAUGAUCCUAACAAGUAGGAGGAGGAAUUGUUGGGUGGAGGUCAGUGAAGAACCAAAUCCAGUAAUUGGUGGCUAGAGGGUGUUGGGUGGAGGUCGGUGAAGAACCAAAUCCAGCCAUUGGUGGUUAGAGGAUUGUUGGACGGAGGCCGGUGAAUGGCCAAGUCCAGUACCUGCCUCUCGAAAAUGUGGCAGUAUGUAUGGUAAACGCUUGAUCCUAACAACAUGUAAUAUAGUUAAUGUUAUAUGUUGCUUACAGAUGCUGCUCUGCAUUAAGGAAAUGCUAUUUGCCAUGGAGUUCUGAAUCCGUAGGCCAAGUGGCCAACUAAGAUCCCAAGCAUGUGAUUACUUUUUUAAUUUCUUGAUCAUUAUUUUUGUUAAUUAAUUAGAUUUUAUUUCA
Molecule: messenger RNA, 2375 nt
Organism: Ipomoea triloba (trilobed morning glory)
Lineage: Eukaryota; Viridiplantae; Streptophyta; Magnoliopsida; Solanales; Convolvulaceae
Product: pentatricopeptide repeat-containing protein At4g21065-like
Exons: 1
Coding region: 47-1774 (575 amino acids)
Biological process (GO): RNA modification
Molecular function (GO): zinc ion binding; protein binding; RNA binding
Source: RefSeq, a predicted model, not a curated record